Punica granatum (pomegranate) is the source of this 2305-nucleotide messenger RNA. NCBI's taxonomy places the organism in Eukaryota, Viridiplantae, Streptophyta, Magnoliopsida, Myrtales, Lythraceae. The record is from RefSeq and is a predicted model, not a curated record.
GGGCUGGCCCAGGUGUCCUUGAUGAGCAUCCAUUUAAUUCAGGCCAGUCAGCGAAAGCCCAUGCCGGAAACGUUGGGCCCAUUCAGAACAGAACCACUAGACUUCAGAUAUUGUAGACUUCAAUGUCGUGUUCUACUGCUUUUGCUCUUUCUUCCUGUAAUAUCUUCUUCUUCGUUUGUCCACUUCCACUUAGCUUUCUCUUUCUCCGAGCAGAAAAAUCUGCGGACUUUACCCGUUAAUGCCCAAAUCUCGCAGGCACCCACUUCGAUUCAGUCUCCGUUCUCACAAAGCCCUCAGUCAAUUUCCGAUACCAGCCCCUCUAUGACCGUCAAUUCUCCCCCGCCAUAGCCUGAGAUUUUCCCUCGCUUUGCCGGGAAAACAAGAAAGUAAUCAUGACCGCGGUGCUCAAGUCCAGGUCCUCCCGGGAGAUAGCCUCCCUCACGGUCUCCCAGUUCCGAUGCUUCAUGGCUAAUUCUUACCGCACUAGCAGCUCCAAUUGGGACAGCUUCUUCACCCACUCUCCCUACCACUUCACUUCCUUCAAGCCCGUCUCCCUCCGCGGCGAUUUCACCGAGAAAGGCACCCAGCUCCUCAAUGAUCGGAAGAUUUCCCUGAGCUCGAGUGGUAAAAGGAGCGACUUCGUAUGUGACGAGACGGGAGUAAGCGAUUAUUCUAGUGUAACUUAUGGCUACGACAGGAAUUGGAGCGGUAAUUUAGGUAUUGUGAGCUCAUAUGGGGACCCACCGGAGGUCUGGCAGCCUCCCGGCGGAGGGGUCACUGUCCGGCUCGGUGAUUCCAGGACAAACCCGGGCAAGUUGGGCGGAGGUGGGUCUGGCGGGGGUGGAUUUGAUUCAAGCUCGAAGGAAGGAUCUUGGGGCGGAUCGAAUUGGGGCCAUAAUUUUCCAACGCCAAAGGAGAUUUGCAAGGGCCUCGACAAGUUUGUCAUUGGACAAGAAAGAGCCAAGAAGGUGCUCUCGGUAGCAGUUUACAAUCACUACAAGCGGAUAUAUCAUGAUUCCAUGCAGAGGCCAGCUGGAGAAGCGGGGAAUGGAAGUGGAGAUGUAAUGGAGGAUGACUCGGUAGAACUUGAGAAGAGUAACAUCCUUCUCAUGGGACCUACAGGCUCAGGGAAGACAUUACUAGCCAAAACUUUGGCUCGGUUCGUAAAUGUCCCGUUUGUGAUAGCAGAUGCAACAACGCUAACUCAGGCAGGAUAUGUCGGGGAAGAUGUGGAGUCUAUAUUACACAAGCUUCUUACAGUUUCUGAUUAUAACGUUGCAGCUGCCCAGCAGGGCAUUGUUUACAUUGAUGAAGUAGACAAGAUCACCAAAAAGGCUGAGAGUAUCAAUCUCAGUAGGGAUGUAUCUGGGGAGGGCGUGCAGCAGGCACUCCUAAAGAUGCUAGAAGGAACUGUUGUAAAUGUUCCCGAGAAGGGUGCUCGAAAACAUCCUAGAGGUGACAAUAUUCAGAUUGACACGAAGGACAUUCUCUUCAUUUGUGGAGGUGCAUUUAUAGACCUAGAGAAGACAAUCUCGGAGAGGCGUCAAGAUUCUUCAAUUGGGUUUGGUGCUCCAGUCCGAGCUAAUAUGAGGGCAGGCGGGGUUACAAAUGCUACUGUAACAUCAUCUUUGUUAGAGACUGUGGAGAGUAGUGAUCUCAUUUCAUAUGGUUUAAUACCUGAGUUUGUUGGAAGGUUCCCGAUCCUGGUUAGCCUGUCAGCUCUAACAGAAAACCAGCUUGUUCAGGUCCUAACAGAGCCCAAAAAUGCUUUAGGGAAGCAGUACAAGAAGAUGUUCCAGAUGAAUGGGGUAAAGCUGCAUUUCACUGAUGAUGCCUUGAGAUUAGUUGCAAGAAAAGCAAUAGCAAAGAAUACCGGAGCACGAGGCUUACGAUCGCUCCUAGAAAGCAUUCUUAUGGAUGCGAUGUAUGAGAUUCCUGAUGUCCGCAUGGGGGAUGAUAUAAUAGAUGCAGUCAUAGUUGAUGAAGAGGCCAUUGGGGUAGGUGCAAAAGGAAGCGGGGCUAAGAUCCUCUAUGGAAAGGGAGCUUUUGACCGUUACCUUGCGCAGAGUAAAGCGAAGGACCAGGAGGCAACUGUGGAAGGCUCCGACGGGGAACCUGAGGCGGAGGCCGAGAUCCCAAAGAUUGUUGCCAGCAUGUAACGAUUUGGUUGAAGCUAUUCACAGGGAUAGGUGUACAUAAUAAAGUCUUUCAUCACAUUUAUUGGGACAGUAAUAUAUCAUGUAUCAUGUAUAUUUUAAUCCAUCAUAAUUCUCUGUACAUCAUUCGCUUUUCAUUUUACCUACAA